GACAGUAACACACGUCCACACAGCUGAUGUUAGUUGUGAAGACGUGUACUUUUCUGCGCCUGUUUGUCCGUCUAGACAGCUCAUUCACAGCGUAAUUUAUAACAUCGCAUUUCGUCGACGUCUUUUAGCGGUGCUUGUUUCUUUCAAAAAUGGCGACAGUGGAGGAGCUGAAGCUGCGGGUGAGGGAGCUGGAAAAUGAAUUGAUAAAGUGCAAGCAGAAGCAGUGUGCCAUGGAGGAUGCUCACAGCUCGGAACUCCACAGACCGAAAAUUGACAAAAUGAGCUCCGAGGUCGUGGAUUCCAACCCAUACAGUCGUCUCAUGGCUUUGAAGAGAAUGGGGAUCGUGGAUGAUUAUGAGAAAAUCCGGACAUUCACAGUUGCUGUGGUUGGUGUCGGGGGAGUUGGCAGUGUGACAGCAGAAAUGCUCACUCGAUGUGGCAUUGGUAAGUUGCUCCUCUUCGACUAUGAUAAAGUCGAGCUGGCCAACAUGAACAGACUGUUCUUCCAGCCUCACCAGGCGGGCCUCAGUAAAGUGGAAGCAGCAGAACACACACUCAGGAACAUCAACCCAGAUGUGUCAUUUGAGACCCACAACUACAACAUCACCACAAUGGCAAAUUUUACACAUUUUAUGGAGCGCAUCAGUCACGGAGGGCUGGAAGAAGGGACGCCGGUGGAUUUGGUGUUGAGCUGUGUGGACAACUUUGAAGCCAGAAUGGCCAUCAAUACUGCGUGUAAUGAACUUGGUCAGAUCUGGAUGGAGUCUGGUGUCAGUGAGAACGCUGUAUCAGGACACAUCCAGCUCAUUAUUCCUGGAGAGACGGCAUGCUUCGCUUGUGCUCCUCCUCUGGUGGUGGCAGCCAACAUCGAUGAGAAGACCUUGAAAAGGGAGGGAGUGUGUGCUGCCAGUUUACCAACAACAAUGGGUGUGGUUGCAGGGAUCCUGGUCCAAAAUGUCCUCAAGUAUUUGUUAAAGUUUGGCACUGUCAGUUAUUAUCUUGGCUACAACGCCAUGCAGGACUUCUUCCCCACCAUGGCCAUGAAAGCCAACCCCCAGUGUAACGACAGCUUCUGCAGGAGACAACAGGAGGAGUACAAGAGGAAAGAAGCAGAGCGGCCAAAGGUUGAAGUUGUUGAGGAAGAAGAGGAAGCGGUCGUACAUGAGGACAACGAGUGGGGUAUUGAACUUGUAUCAGAGGUGACUGACGCAGAGCUGCAGGCUGCCUCAGGCACCGUGCCUGACCUCCCAGAGGGCAUCACUGUGGCUUACACCAUUCCAGCUGAGUGUGAACCAAGUGGGGAGACGGUGCAGGAAACCGAGCAGAGCCUGGAAGACUUGAUGGCUCAGAUGAGAAAGUUGUAGUUGUUGUUGUAGGCAGAAGUUUUUGGCAGAAACCUGAAGAUGCAUUUCUGCCAUUCAGAUAAAACUUUUCUCGCGUCUGUUCAUUUGCUUUCUUUGAUAACAAGCAUCCUCAAGAAAAAGCCAACUAAUUUCUAACAAUCAAAUAAUUAAUUCUUCUAGCAGCUACAGAGGAGAAAUGCAUGAAAGGUGUUGCCAAUGGCAUUUCACUUAACACAAAAAAGCAAACAAAUGUUUCAUUUGCAGACAUACCAGAAAAGUGUUGAGCACUUGGAAUUGUACAGCCUCUAAUAAAGAAGUCUAUGAACCUAGAAUAAUGUCACUGUUAGUGCAUUAACAUGUAUCACAAUGUGUAUUUUCUACGGUUUUGAUCAGUGAGUGUUGGGACCUUUUCAUGUAUGUGCUCUGUCAUUCACUCAGCUUCAACAUCCACUGCAACAGUAAUCAUGAACAAUGUUUAAGUUGUCUCAAUAAAGUAUUUAUUUGAUGGGAUACAAUCUUA
Messenger RNA from Acanthopagrus latus (yellowfin seabream), 1863 nucleotides. RefSeq names its product ubiquitin-like modifier activating enzyme 5 (gene uba5). The transcript has 12 exons. Gene Ontology annotation, cellular component: cytosol; cytoplasm. Bases 150 to 1364 code for a protein of 404 amino acids. Gene Ontology annotation, molecular function: UFM1 activating enzyme activity. The record is from RefSeq and is a predicted model, not a curated record. Gene Ontology annotation, biological process: protein ufmylation. Lineage: Eukaryota; Metazoa; Chordata; Actinopteri; Spariformes; Sparidae.